AUGGGACUGUUGGAGGAGCUCUGGCACCACCAGCACUGGCUGCCAUCCGGAGCCACCUGGGAAGACAUGAAAGAGUCUGCGGACACACACUACCCAAAGCCUCAGGACCUCUGGCUCUGCAUCCCCGGUGCUCUGCUCCUGAUCGUUGUCCGAUACGGAUUUGAAAGAACCAUAGCUCUGCCCCUGGGCAGGAGGCUGGGAGUGAGAGACAAGCAGAGGCCCAAAGCUCAGCCCACUGCCACACUGGAAGGCUUCUACAGGCUGCUGGGCAGGACCCCAAAGGAGGAGGACCUGAUUUCAGUGGCCAAGCAAAGCGGCCUGCCAGUCAGAACAGUGCAGAGCUGGUUCCGGCAGCGGCGGGCCCAGGACCGUCCCAGGCUUACGAAGAGGUUCUGUGAGGCGAGCUGGAGAUUCACAUUUUAUUUCACAUCAUUCUUCUCUGGGGUGGCUCUCAUAUACGAUAAGCCAUGGGUUUGGGAUCACACUGUGUGCUGGCUGAGAUACCCACAACAGCCUCUCCUACCCACGCUGGGCUGGUUCUACCUGCUGGAGCUCUCCUUCUACUGCUCACUGGUCGUCACCCUGCCCUUCGAUGUGAAGAGGAAGGACUUCAAGGAACAGAUCAUCCACCACAUUGCCACCAUCACUCUGAUCUUUGUAUCCUACUGUGCCAACCUGAUACGGCUUGGGGUGAUGAUCAUGCUGGUCCAUGACGCCUCUGAUUACCUUCUAGAGCUGGCCAAGGUUCUCCAUUACAUGAAAUGGAAGCGGGUCUGUGAAGCUGUCUUUAUAGUUUUCGCUGUGGUGUUCAUCAGCUCCCGCCUUGUCAUUUUCCCACUAAUCACAUACUAUUACUAUGUGACAAAAUUUGAGAUGUUCUUCCUAAGCUGCCUGAUAAACGCCUUCCUGAUAAUCCUGCAGUUGUUGCACAUUUUCUGGUCCUUUCUAAUCCUCCGGAUGACCUUUGGUGUCAUCCUGUAUGGCGCGAAAAAAAAAGAUGCAAGAAGUGACACUGAGGAAAGCGAUGGGAGCGAAGCAGAGGAUGCGACCAAGAACGAGUAG
Molecule: messenger RNA, 1062 nt
Organism: Centrocercus urophasianus (Greater sage-grouse)
Lineage: Eukaryota; Metazoa; Chordata; Aves; Galliformes; Phasianidae
Product: ceramide synthase 4-like
Exons: 10
Coding region: 1-1062 (353 amino acids)
Biological process (GO): regulation of DNA-templated transcription; ceramide biosynthetic process
Cellular component (GO): membrane
Molecular function (GO): DNA binding; DNA-binding transcription factor activity, RNA polymerase II-specific; sphingosine N-acyltransferase activity
Source: RefSeq, a predicted model, not a curated record